AUGGAUUCCAUUGACCCACCGUUCGUUUCGGUUCAUGCGCUGGACGCCGGUCACUUAACCUUGCCGGAGUCAUUCUUUGUAUCACCACUGGACGACCCAACAGCUCGCAAAACUGUCCCCUCUCUGUCCUUCCUUAUUCAGCACACCGACAGUAUCACUGCAAGGAAGCGGAGGAUAGUAUUUGAUCUGGGUAUUAGGAGAAGCUUGGAAGAUUAUGCUGAAUCUAUCUACAGGCAUGCUUUGACACGUAUGCCAUGCUCAGGGAAGCCCGAUGUAGUUGAGUCUCUGCGGUUGGGUGGCUUUGUACCAGAUGACAUUGACAUGGUAAUCCUGAGCCACUUGCAUUGGGACCACAUCGGAAUGCCGUCGGAUUUCCCAAACACUUCAUUCAUCGUCGGAGCCGGCGCGGCAGGCCUUAUUGACGGUAGUCGUCCUGCUGCAGUCGGCAGUCACAACCAUUUUGAGCAUGAAAUCAUAUCUCUAGACCGACUGAUAGAGCUGCCUCCAACUUCGACAACGGCAGCACAUUCAAGCAAGAGAGUCCCUCUUUCACAAUCCACGCAACAAUUGUUAGGCACCACACGCCUGGCCAGCCGGGGUUGGGAGGCAGUCGGACUUUUUGAGCAUGCUAUAGAUGUAUUUGAAGACCGGAGCCUGUUUAUAGUGUCAUCGCCUGGACAUCUGGAUGGGCACAUAAAUCUCCUAUGUCGCUUAUCAAGUGGAAAAUAUGUGUAUCUAGCUGGAGAUGCUUGUCAUGAUGCGAGGCUGCUGUCCGGAGAGAAGGAGAUUGCCACUUGGUACGACGACAAGUAUCCGGGAGCGGUUUGCUGCAUUCAUACAGACAAGCAAGCUGCACAAAGGACACUUGGCCUAAUCAGAGACACCCAGGCAGGCAAGUCUGGUUUGGGCAAGGUCGAGGUGGUGUUCGCGCACGACGCUCAUUGGGAGGCUGAGGCGAAGAGAUUGGGGAAAUUCUUGCCGGGAUCCCUUUGCUAA
Messenger RNA from Clonostachys rhizophaga, 996 nucleotides. The record is from the annotation of a GenBank genome assembly. Lineage: Eukaryota; Fungi; Ascomycota; Sordariomycetes; Hypocreales; Bionectriaceae.